GGUUUACAUGUCUCGCUAACCCUUUCGGAGAGAGUGUAGUGGGGUAGGGAGAGAAAAUACAAAAGAGGAACGCUACAGUUACUGUCAGCAGCAAUGAACAACCAACAGUCACGAUGCUUUUGACCUCCGUGCGUGUCUUCUUGUCCCCCGUGUCACCCGGAAGCUGCUCACUGUGGAGCGGAGAUCAUCGGCUAAAAAUGCCCUGUAGGCUUAUAGCCAAUAAAAUAAAAUGAAAUGAUGGCUCUCAUUAAACCGUGACACCUUUUACAGCGAAAAGCCAUGCAAUGUCGUGCUCAUAAAGACGGACAGGAAUUUCUCGAGUGGCUUGACCUGCUUUUCUUCAACUAUUUGUGCGCCGCGUGGAGAGUUUGAAUACCAGUUGUUGUAUGCACUGCGAUCUAUGUGGAAACAUGAAGUGUGAUGCUUCCGGGCUCUCUCUCUCUCUUUCUCUCUGCCUUCAUCACUUUCUCUCGAUCUCAAUACAAUGUCACUUCUCAUGUCUUUGUCUGUGUGUGUGUGUGUGCGAUCAGGGUCUUGGGUCUUCCUAUCUUUGGUUUCACGGGAUAUUUCGCUCCAAAGGUAGGUGCAUUAUUCCACAACCUGCACCUGCAGUUAUAGUGGCUGAUCGCUUUCAGUAGCUAGAGUAAAUCGAUAUACUACCAGCAUGACGGAAAGGCUAUCUGACUAACCAGUUGAGAGUUUCUCCAAUACAGGAUCCCUUGCUUGUGGCAUUUACUACAGCUAACAGUCGUGUUCGGUAAAUAGAUAACUUGCAAGAGGCGACUGCAGUGUUUAGAGAAUAACAAGCACUCUAAUCUCAUGGCUCGACGAUCUUACUGACGCUGCAGGUUGUCUGGCCAGGUUGAAAUAACGUAUCUUGCUAGAAGCAUCCUUUAGCUUGUCAUCGACCUCUAACAUGUCCGAAUUCUGGCAGCAGCUGUCACUGGCUAGCAUCGGUCUUUGGAUGCUGUUCUUCUCCCUUGGCAUGUCGGCCCCGAGGGCACGCAACUCUGGUCGCCAAAGCGACAACUCGACUUCGUCAGAUUUCCACGGCACAGACUGGGCUUGCCCAGAUAAUGCCUCGCAAACCUUCGAUCCCUUCGCCAAGACUCUGACGGUGUACCAGCACAGCUACUUCGGUCAAAAUGAUUCCAAUCUUCUCAGUGGAACGCUGUUUUCUCCCGUCUUCAGCAGCCACAAGGCAGUAUACCGGAAGCAGGAGAUCGUCCAGCGCCUGCACGGAUUGAUCAAGGACCUCGCUUGGCACCUCUCGGCAGCCGGGGGCAGACAAUUCCGCACGGACUGGCAGCCCUCGACGGACGAGUUGAGGGACCUGGGAGGCGCGGAGGUGCUGCUGGUCUCCACCAUCGAGGAAAUGGCAUCCUUCAGCGUCAGCAGGUCCGGCCGUGUGCAGCCAGACGACCAGGUAACAAGGUUUGCCGCUUACCUGUUAGGAGACGUGCAUCCAGCAUCCAACGAUUCUCAUGCUGCCCCAAGGGAUACUACUGCUGCUGCUGACCACUCACGUCCGAACAUUCUGGCAAGCCGACUUACGAGUGACCGCAGGCGACGUAGUGACCUUCGACCUUCUUCCCGCAACGAGUGUGUCGGCCUCCGCGGCAGUCUCAACUGCACGCGGCUGGCAACUGCCCUUUCAACUCUGCACGCAAGUUUCGUGACCUUUUCUGAACGUGCGGGCAAAGGUCAAUUUGGCAACGUGCUGACGGCCAUCAGCAGCACUGUUACAGGGUUUCCGAGCGAGAGGUGGGCAGUGGAGGCGUUCGCCACUUACCUGACGCUCCUGCAGGUGGGGGGCUACGCUGCUUUGCACUUUGCGCUGCACGUGCAGAACAGAACAGAGGAGGCGCGACAAGUCACGUGUGUCAAAAACACGCGCUUCCAGCGACAGCACGCCAUCUUUGUCUCCGCGCUUCAAAACGCUUCUGAGGUGUCCAAAGUCAGCCACAUCAGGCGGGAGUACGAGCCGUACAGCGUGUGGCAGCUCGGGGCGGGGGUGGAACAGGGUCGCGUGGACAACUCCCAGAUCUCAGUGCUGACGGGAUGCCAGCUGUAUACUACCAUCGCCUCGCGCUUGUCCUUGCGCUGCUCCUUCUCCAAAACUCACAAGCGUGCCGACCCUGCCCUCUGGGCCUUUGAGGCAGGCCCCGCGAACUGGACAGCAGUCCCCGAGGGCAACAGCAGCCAGAAAAUCAGCAAAAAGCGCCGCGUUACUCGCAUCAACUCCCAGUGGCGGGAGGUAACGCACAAAGGGGAGGCACUGUGCGGGUUGGGCUUGGAGGUGAAAGACAAGGUGCUGGGUCUGAGUAUCAAGGUGUGUAACAUGCAACAAAAACAUGUCGGUCCUUUCCACAAAUGGAGACAAGUUCCCAAAGCCAACUGCACCGAGACACUGAAAAAAAAGUGGGUGGAGGUGGACACCAGACCCGAAGUGACGGACCUACCUGGGUGGGUCACCGGGGUGCGGUUGUACCGCAACUCAAGGGGGAGGCUGGCUCUGGAGAUGAAGAGACGGUUUCAGUUGUCAGAAACAGCAGCCGUCUAGAGUGUAGAAAAAAAAGAUUGUUUACAUGGCUCAAUUUUUUUCCCCAUCUCUUGUGAUGAUCAGGUUCGCAGGUUUGGAUUUCUCUGUAUUAGAGGAGAGCUAAUUGAGUAUUGGGCUGCUCCUCAUAUUUUCAUUUAUCGAGAGCAGGGAUGUUCACGCUGGUUUGUGCGAACUGUGUGUACUUUCGGUGACCAACUUUGAGUGCUUUUGACGUGUCGUCAAAGCGGAUCUCAGCUUUGUUCGCAUUUUUCCUGUUCUCAUUUCUCGCUGACACGGAUCUUCAUUUUCCUGCGAUUCUCGUGAGGUACAAUACUUCCCACUGUCGCUCAUUCAUGAACAAAGAAACAAGAAAAGAAAUAAACAUUCAACCAGCAAACGCGGUAGCUCUCUUACUUUCCCAAACCCUUACAUAUCUUUAAGACCAAUCGUUUUCAGAGAGAGUUGUCCACUAAACUGGUUUGUGGUCUGACAAUAUAUUACUCCAUCCUUAAGUAAUGUGUGCCUUCUUCUACUUGUAUAGUUGCAGCCUUUACUCCUUGUGCAAAUUUGAACACAUCAACUUUAGUCGUAAAUUUAAAGCAUUUUUUAUUUCUAACUAGACCAUUUGUUCAAACGUUUCUAACGUUAACCAUGUAUAGUUUUUUUUCCUCACCAGAAAAGACAAUUUCUUGCUUCAUGGUAUCAUUCAUGUACCUUCUCCAUUGUAACGCUGGUCACUUUUUGCCUAAUUGAUGACAUAGUGCAUGAAUUAUGUGCAAUUAACGCCUUGCACAAAGAAAGUCUUCAAUUAGUCCACCCAAUAACUCUUUAAUCUUCUGAAAAGUCAAAAAGUCAUUACAGUUCCCCAAAAUAUGAAGCACGAUCUCGCAGGACGUAAAACGUGCAGUGAACAGAAAAAAAAAUUUAGCAGACCACCAAUUUUGUUGUUUUGGUUGAAAAACAAACCAGAACAAACCCAGCUGUGCAUUGUUUUGAACAAGAAAUAAAUUGUUGGUUAGUUGUGGUGUCAAGUGUGUCAAGACAUUACGGUGCAGAAAAUCUUCACGGUGAUGUGGGUAUCAAUGUGGUGAGUACGACUCACAUGUUACGGAGUUGCCAUCCACAUAUGACAACCCGUUAAGAGUGAGAUGUAAGCAGAUGUGGUGCAUCCUGUCCCCUAAGCAAUUCUCUAAUAUUAGAAUAGUCAAUCCGACUUGUAACUUUUUUUUAAUAUUAGAGAGCGUGACCAAAUCUUUUUCUUGAAGAAAGAGAAGGUAUUUAAAGUUUAUCCAAGACUGGAAGGAAGGGUGUGUGCAGCAAGCAGAACUACCCCGGAAAGGCUGUGGAUUUUCUUCGUACACGAACAGUUGUCGGGAGGGAUAAUUGAAUGUGUGAUUAUAAAUUAUGAAGAUGAUUAAGAUAAUGGUCGUGGUGUUGAGGAAUAUAACGAAGAGGUGAAUUUACAGAGCGCCUCACCUUUAAGAAGCUCGAAGCGCUUUACGAGUUCACUAGGACUUCAUCAACCUUAUCACAAGCACCAAUGACCAAUGGUUGACGAGCGAAUUCAUAAUUGAUUUAAUACUGUUUUUACUAACUUUGCAACUUCUGUCCAUUAUAAAGAAGUAGCUCCAGGGGUAUUAAAAUAUUCUGUAUAGUUUCUACUUUUAUUGAAGUUUUUACUUCGGCUGGCAGCACAGUAGGUUUGUUGACAGCAUCACCACGUUGCCUUGAGCUACGAUGUCACUAAGUGGUAGGAAUUUUUCAGCUCCCACUUAAUCUUACGCAUACACCGUCGUGUAUACAGGAUCCAUCGUUGCCUGAACAUGGACAGUUUUCAGUGGAUUCAGUGGAUGUGACGAUUAAUGCGGUAAUUAGCAAGCAGCCAAAUCACGCGUGACGUGGAAGACAUGACAAUGGCCACAUAAUGGCAGAUGCCGGCAUUGGGGUAGAAGAGAUCGCAUAUUACAGGGCAGCGAAGAACAGUUUUCCUGACACUUAACUCUUGAGAAGAAGAGAAGCCGCCUUUCUUCUCAUGGACCUCUGCUACUGUUUGGCAUGCUCACUCAACUAUUUUCGCCGCAGUGACAAUCUUCGUGCACCCCGAUCUGACCCUUUCCGUCAUCUUCCGCCUUACACAAGCUCAAGUCUCUGUGUUGUUCGUAUGUUGACUGACAAAAACUUCGCUUUUAACUCCCGUUUCUUUGCCGUGUAACGCAUCCAGAUCUUGAAAACUUCGUAUCUAACAGCGAGACUGAAGAUGUCUUCGCUAGUUUUCAAAACAACCUUCAAGCUGUUAUGCUCUUCGUCAAAUUUUGAACCAGCUGCAGGAAUGUGUGCAUGAGCAUAUCCGGACGCACAUAUGGAGAUGGGAAUUCUUACAUAAACCGACGUUUAGUGUGCAAGGGUUAGUUGGCAAGUCUGGUGAAAAACUGCGUUAGGUUCAGUUUGAUAUGUUUUUAAACACGCUCAAUUUUUAUGUUUGUGUCAUAUUUAUAUAAUAAAAUUUUAACCACUUA
This is a messenger RNA of Pomacea canaliculata, 5058 nucleotides long. RefSeq lists its product as uncharacterized. Bases 917 to 2563 code for a protein of 548 amino acids. The transcript is spliced from 4 exons. The record is from RefSeq and is a predicted model, not a curated record. Lineage: Eukaryota; Metazoa; Mollusca; Gastropoda; Architaenioglossa; Ampullariidae.